AUGUCCGACGAAGAGGCACUUGACCGUUUCCAACGUGGUCUCCACCCAACUAUCCGUAUGCAGGUGUUGACGCGUUUUCCAUCUUCGACUGAUGAAGCCAUGAAACUUGCGCUGGCUGUUGAAGGUGCACAGCAAACAAGCCAGGCGGUGCUGCAAGAAGCCCACGGAUUUCCGGUAGCACAACCCCAAAUGCGGCAACACCAAUAUGCUCAGCAACCCCAGCUUGUUCCUGAGUACCUCCGCUCCUCUGGUGUGGCACCCAUGGAUUUGGAUGCUCUGCGCACAAGGUCCCCUGAGGCAUGGCAAGGUCCCCGUAGUGGUGGUGGCAACUGGCGACAACCGGGAUACCGCCGUAACAAUGAUACUGACAAGGACUGUUACAAUUGUGGCGGCUGGGGUCAUGUGUCUCGCAACUGCCCAUCUCCUCGCCGCAAUCGCCAACAGCAGGGUCGUUAUCCAGGCCAGGGAAAAGGCCAAGCGCGUCGGGAUUAA
Zychaea mexicana is the source of this 492-nucleotide messenger RNA. RefSeq lists its product as uncharacterized. Lineage: Eukaryota; Fungi; Mucoromycota; Mucoromycetes; Mucorales; Lichtheimiaceae. The transcript has a single exon. The record is from RefSeq and is a predicted model, not a curated record. Bases 1 to 492 code for a protein of 163 amino acids. Gene Ontology annotation, molecular function: nucleic acid binding; zinc ion binding.